Molecule: messenger RNA, 1856 nt
Organism: Passer montanus (Eurasian tree sparrow)
Lineage: Eukaryota; Metazoa; Chordata; Aves; Passeriformes; Passeridae
Gene: CABP1
Product: calcium binding protein 1
Exons: 6
Coding region: 282-1343 (353 amino acids)
Molecular function (GO): calcium ion binding
Source: RefSeq, a predicted model, not a curated record
CGGCGCGCCCCGGCCCGAGCCGGCCCCGGCGGGGGGAGGCCCCGGCUCACCUGGAGAGGCGGCAGCGCGGAGGGUGGGGGGGCAGAGCCCCGGAGGGGGAGACGGUGCCCGCCAGCCCCCGCCGGAGCGCCCCUGCCGCGGCCUUUGUCUGCGCUGUCACAUGGGCCGCGGUGCGGGAUUUAAGCGGGUCUCCGCAGGACAUGCCGUGAGCGGCGCGCCGCAGCCCUGCCCGCAGCGGCAGCGCUCCGCCCGGCCGGGGAUGCGGCUCUAGCGGCCCCGCGAUGAGCGGCUCCUCCAUGGCGAAGAGCGAGUCCCGCACUUCGCUGCUGAAGGCGGCGGGGAGCCGGCGGGCGGCGGGCGGCCAGCCCCAGCCCCGCGGCAGCCGCGUCCGGGACGGCAAAGGACAAGGCGGGCAGAUGGGGAGGGAGCUGAGCCAGGAGCAGCUCCCCGGGGAGCCCAGUGCCCGCAGGCCGCUCUGCCACCCAGGCGCCCGGGAGGACGGAGCGAGGGGCGCGGGGAAGCUGUCACAUGGACGGGGGGAGAGUCAGCCCGAGCCGGCGGAAGGAGGUCCAAGGAGAGGCAGCGGCAAGGAACCGGGGAGGACAUCCAGGCAGCAUCACCACCUCCCGCCGCACGCCAGCCACGGUCACCCCCAGGACCAGCAUCAGCUCUCAGACAGGGAUGGGGAGGAGGCAGAGGAGGACUUUUUCUUCAGUCACAGGCAGAGGUCCAGCAGAGAGUCCCUGAAGCUCUCGGAAGGCGCUUCACCUCUGUCCAAAUCCAGCAGCAAGUGCUCCACCAAGUCCAGCGGCAGCGAUCGGUCAGUGGAAGCGGAUCCCCUCAUCCAGCAGCUGCACCCCAUGCUCAGCUCGGUCUUUGGCCAGGAUAGAGAACUGCGUCCAGAAGAAAUUGAAGAAUUAAGAGAAGCCUUUAAGGAGUUUGAUAAAGACAAGGAUGGGUUUAUUAACUGCAGGGACCUGGGGAACUGCAUGCGGACCAUGGGCUACAUGCCUACUGAGAUGGAGCUAAUAGAGCUAUCCCAGCAGAUCAACAUGAACUUGGGUGGCCAUGUGGAUUUUGAAGAUUUUGUUGAGCUGAUGGGACCAAAACUUCUAGCAGAGACUGCAGACAUGAUUGGUGUAAAAGAACUCCGUGAUGCCUUCAGAGAGUUUGACACCAAUGGAGACGGGGAGAUCAGCACCAGUGAGCUGCGAGAAGCCAUGAAGAAACUUCUAGGGCAGCAGGUGGGUCACCGGGAUAUUGAGGAGAUCAUCCGGGACGUGGAUCUGAAUGGAGAUGGGCGUGUUGACUUUGAAGAGUUUGUUCGCAUGAUGUCCCGUUGAAGAUUAUUCUCAGCUAAAGAAGAAUCAGCACCUUAGAGAGGGCAGAAGAGGACCUAGAUGGAGCAUCUAGCCCCGAUGUUCCUACAUGAAGGUUUAUCGGCUGGCUGCAAUUUGGACAUUGCAAGAUGACCUGCUGCUCCUCCCUCAUGGUGGUCCCCAUGCCCCUCCACCCUUUCACACUGUGAAAGACUUGCAACUUCCUACAACUGGAACCAUUCCUUGAAGAAGAUUGCAGGAAACUGCAGAGCCAGGACUUGCCAUGAUGCUUUCAUGGGAUAUUUGCAACUUUAGACUCCUCCUCCCCAGCUUUAUUCUCCCACCAGCUGCUGCAAAGCAAAAGCAGGAGAAAUCCUCUUGGCUUGGUGGAUGAGAGCAAAGCCAUUGGGACUGGUGGCAGCCUCAGGGCGUGCUCUGCACUUCUUGGUUUCCCUUGGUGAACCCUGUCUGUGUUUGCUGUCUCAGUGUGUGUCUAUCUGUGUGGAGUUAUUUAUGCUUCCCCAACACUUAUUUGCA